GCACACCGGUGGCAAUGAUGGCCAGCAGUGGCUGUGACGAGUCGCCCGCGCGGAGUCGGUCACAGGUCAUGCGCCGCAUGACAGACCUGCACGACGCGGAUUACAACGCGCAUCCCAGCGCGCAGAUAUCAGCGUUGCAGUAUACUAAGCGCGCGUCGCCGCAGGCCAGACAGUCAGAGCCAGACGCCAGCGUAGCCAAUCUGAUGAAGAAACUCAGCGAGAAGAGUGACAUAAACAUGGAUAUAGAGGUGGAGGUAGAUAUAGAGAUGGAGGUAGAUAUAGACACGGCAGCGUGUGUGGGUAUACAUAUACAAGCAGCGGAGGAGAGUGUCGCACCCGAGGCUGGUAGUGGACAAUUAACCGAGAGCUCGGAUGACACCACCAACCUGGACACCCGGACGUACCGCCAACAAACUCUCAGCGAAAGCACCAGUAUAAACAUAGGCAUCGAGAAACUGUCUGGGGUGACUAAAGACACCCAACCUGCACCUGCACCUGUUCCCAUAUGUAGGACCGCAUCCAACCACAGCCAUAUCGCCGCACAUUCGGACAGGGCAAGCGAGAAGGACGAUGAGUCUGGAGAUGGAGGUACAAGCAAUGUAGGUGUCAGUAGUGCAGGUACAAAUAGUGUAGGUGCAAAAAAUGUAGGUGGAAAUAGUGUAGCUACAAGUGUCUGCCUCAGGCGGCCGAGUGCGGCGAGUAUCCGAAGCGUGGAAAGCGGCACCAGUCUCGCGUCUGUGGAUGAUGCGGUGACGCGAUCUGGCAGCACCAGUUCUAACUUCUACAACACACGCCUGCCCAAUGUUAUUGACCUGUACUCAGACGGCGAUGAGAG
Sphaeroforma arctica JP610 is the source of this 835-nucleotide messenger RNA. RefSeq lists its product as hypothetical. The record is from RefSeq and is a predicted model, not a curated record. The annotation marks the transcript as partial. NCBI's taxonomy places the organism in Eukaryota, Ichthyosporea, Ichthyophonida. The transcript has a single exon.